GACCUCAGGCAACCCUUCGUACCGUCAACGUCAAUCUGUGAAUCUGCCCACUCAUCACUCAUCUACACCGCAUCCGGUGUCAGCAAACGAGCAAACACUGAGGAGAAUAACAGGGAGGAGGGUGAAAAAAUUGUUCGCACGCACAUAGACAGUUCCAUCCGGCUUCACCCACGCAAAAGAAUAGAACACGUGAGAUAUCAAUCCCAACUUCAAAGAACUUGGAGGCUCAUUCUUAUAGAUCCUCCAGUUGGGAUAAUACACGCCAUUGGCACUACAGUACCACCAACAUCUCACCAAUUAGUUAUCACCACCGCCGAGGGCCGUGCAGCACACGAAAGGGGGUAAGAAAAUUGAAGGAAGGAUGGAGGGGAAGGGAAAGGAGUCAUUGCUGGUAAAAGGAAGAAUUCUAGAUCAAGAAGCUCACUCACUAUAUCCGCAGAGGUUCCGGAUGCGAAUGAUGAUGUAGGUUCCCUGUGAAAUGAUCCUUGAGAGCGUUGAAGUGAGGAUGCGAGUACCAAUUUACCGGGGGUGGGGCUUGCGGACUGAACGGGUGGGACAUUAUUACGGGAAGGGUAGAGAGGGGGAUUGAGGCUCAAGCUGUAAACAAACUGUCGUACCGCAAGUUUCGAGGGAGGAGAAGGGAUGACCGGCGUCCAACAAAAGUAAACCCAACAGAAGCAGAAGUGAAAGGAGAAGGAGAAGGAGGAGAAGGAGGAGAGGAGAGGAAUUCAAGUGGAGCAGACAAACCCUGAGAUACCAACCCUAAGGGUAGCGAAAAAAAGGAGGGUAAAAAGGCUGGGAGAAAGCGAGUUAUAUAUACACCGCACGUAAAAACACCGCAAUUCCCCUUCCCUUUGGGCAAUAUUGGGGCUGACUCGGGCUGGCGAGACUGACCAGAGGGUCUCAGUGUGAUCCCGUGGGUUGGCCAGUAUGUAACUAACUAGCACGAGUACACAGGGUGCGCACGGUACGGUAGAAAGUAGCAACACUACCGGCACGGGGGGGCCUCCCGCCUCAAUGCCCGCACAAAUGCAAACACGAGAAACCAUCAUACUACGGGGAGGCCCGGUAGUGAGCGGUGCAUGUGAAAUAAAAGGAUAUCUUUGGCUUCCAUGACAUUAUUACACAUUCAGUAUAGACAUUCCAAUGCGGAUAUAUCCAGACCAUAGGCAGGGCAGCGGGCCACCGUCGAAUGGCACGAUAGGUCAGCCACUGUACUGCAGUGCGUGUAACUGGAUUCUGAGCGUAAAAAGGCAGUAACAGCACAAUCUCACCCUACCGCCCAUCCUCCCUCUUCCGCUAGUCAGGCUUCAAAGGUAACUAGCUGUCCCCAUUCAAGUCUCCCAAGUGCUAUUCCUCGCACCCUCUCAGCACUCCUGUCGAGCGACGCUCCCCGGCGUCUCGCCACUCGAAUCAUGGUUUGCAUAUGAGGGGAGGAGCCGGCAUAAGGGUCACCACCUCGCCCUAGGAUUGACGAACAAAAACGUGUUCC
Molecule: messenger RNA, 1492 nt
Organism: Tuber aestivum (summer truffle)
Lineage: Eukaryota; Fungi; Ascomycota; Pezizomycetes; Pezizales; Tuberaceae
Source: the annotation of a GenBank genome assembly